Molecule: messenger RNA, 6461 nt
Organism: Salmo salar (Atlantic salmon)
Lineage: Eukaryota; Metazoa; Chordata; Actinopteri; Salmoniformes; Salmonidae
Source: RefSeq, a predicted model, not a curated record
CAGUAUUGUGGCUGCAACAGAAACGUUUUUGCGACUCAAGGAUUUUACAUCGAAAGGCUUGCAAGGGGUACUGGCGCUGGAAGACCCGCCCCCCCAUGUUCCCCUUGACCAUGUGUAGGGAUCAGAUCCGUUUUAUUGAUUUAUUUUUAACAGAAAAGCUGUAAGAUUUAUUUAUUUAAUUUUUGUAGUUUUGGGGGGGGAAUCCUGUUUCCGACCCGCAUAGUAUGUGGCGGGAUGCACAUUACAUUGUGUGAUCGGCAAUAUACCAGGCAUAGAAGAAGCGGUACUCUUUAAUUUCUUUCUAAAGAAGAAGAAGAAGAAGAAGAAGCAGCAGCCACCGGAAAUGAGUAUUUCCUUGCGAUCAGUUCAAAUUUGAGCAUGGCAAUGAGGGCAUUUCCACGAGUUCGACUGAUUUAAGAUUCAUAUAUGCUUAAAACGUUAAUAUGGACAGCGGGACAUACUCAUCCUGCUCCUCUCCUUUGAUGCUGGAAGUAGCACUUGGACUGAUCUUCAUGUGAGCACAGGCGCAGAAGAAAAGCUAGAGAAGACAAGUUUUUGUAUCUCUGGCGAGUUGAUUUGCAUCUAAAAGCGCCAGAAUUGCUUUGGCGAGCCGCCUGCCUGCUGAGUACUCGUUGCUAAUUGGGGAUUGUGAGAAAUGUGAACAGUAACCAGCUGGCAAGUCAUCAUUUACCAAACUGACUAUUGCCUUGUUUACCACAUGAGUAGGAAAAAAUGAGUCCAGAGAGGGAAACGUUGUUGGAUGACAUAGCACUGAGUUUAUGGACUUUAACUGAGGAUAAUUUACGUUACCUAUGUGAGCGGUGUGGAAUAUGUGGCAGAGAUGGGUCUGAAGUCAAAGGAGAGAGUAGACGCUCACUGCGUCGUAAAAAUACUGGAGGAUUAUUGUGAGAAUGCUGAUUUAACAGAAUCAGAGGAACAAGGAAUGUCUCGCUUACUACAACUGAAAGAAGACAUCACCGAAAUAGAGGAAGAGGCUAACAUUGUCCCCACGAGUCCCAGCCAAUCAGCGACAGCGGGCACCUCACAAGCAUGCUGCCAUGGAGAACAGAAUGAAGAGGGAGGGGGUUGGUUUCCCAGCAGGAAGCUGGAGGCAGAGCCAGUUCCACAUUUGGCUCAUUAAACCAGAGCAGAGGGCGAGAGUGAGAGGGAACAGUGAAGAUGAACCCAACUCGCCUCUUUCUUUCAAGUCUGAGACCAAAUGUACAGAGUCACUGGGUCCUGGUUGUGACGGUGGGCAGCAGGCUCCAGAGAUGGCGUCUUGGCAGACUCUAAAGAAGUUAACAGUGCUGCUGGAGGACUGCAGGUUUAUGCCGGGCCAGAGAGUCAACAUCAAAGUAGAAGAGGAGGAGAUGACUUCUGUCCUCGCUGAUCAUGGAAAGAGCUCUGAGUCCUCAAGACCCCAAGACAAUAGAUCUCCUCACAGUUCUCAACGUGAGAAGAGCUCCACAAAACAAUCACGUCUUAAACGGCACCUGCACUCUGGAGAGACGCCGUCCCACUGUUCAGGUAGCAAAGAAAGUGUCUCUACUGUGACAUUGUCAAAGAGACCCAAGACAGUCCAUCCUAAAGAGAAGCGUCAGAACUGCUCUGACUGCGGGAGAAGUUUCUCUUCAGCAGGAUGUAUCAGGAAACGCAUGCCGUUGUUCCAUUCAGGAGAGAAACCCUUCCACUGCCUAGAGUGUAGUAAGAAGUACACUAGAUCAGAUCAGUUGAAAGAUCAUAUGGUUAUAUGCUCUGGUGUGAGACCUUACCAAUGCCCUGACUGUGAAAAACAAUGUCAAGAAGUAUCACAUGCUGUAGUAAAAAGUUCUGAUCCUAAUCAUGUGUUAGUACAUUCUGGAGAGAAAUUGUAUAAAUACCCUUACUGUGAGAAGACUUUCACAGCAUCAGACCAUACUCAACAGCUGUACACACACACUGGAGAGACACCUUACUGUUGUUCAGAUUGUAAUUCAUAUUUCGUUAAUGCAUUACAAUUUAAGAGACAUAAGCAAGAGCACACUGGAGAGAAGCCUCACGUCUGCUCCAAAUGUGAUCUUUGUUUCUUUAUAGAAGAGGACUUAAAAGCACAUGAAAUGAUUCACACAGAGAAGCUUCACCCCUGUUCUGACUGUGGGCGAACAUUUUCUACAGCGCGGUAUUUAACUAAACACAAGCGGAUACAUUUAGGGAUUAAGCCUUUCUGCUGCACCCAAUGUGACAAAGGGUACACCAAUUCAGAUCAGUUAAAAGUUCAUAUGAUGACGCAUACUGGGGUGCGGCCUUACCAAUGUGGUCAAUGUAAGAAGAGUUUUAAAACCAAGCCGCAUCUUAAAUACCACCUGUUAAUUCAUGAGGUAGGGAUGUUUCACCACUGCCCUGACUGUGAUCAAAGGUUCUCUGCUGAGGAAACUUUAAAGGAACACAUGCAGUUACACAUGGGAGAGAAACCUUUCCACUGUCUGCAAUGUGAGAAGAGGUACAGUACUUCAGAUGGAUUGAAAGAACAUAUGGUGACCCAUACUGAUGCUGUUGGGUCACCAAGUACCAGAAAUGUAGAAGAACAAUGUCAGGAAAUACAUGCUGUUGAAAAAAGUUCCAAUAUUAAUCAACACCUGCAUGAACAUUCUGUAGAGAACCCUCACCCUCAUCAGUGUCCUCACUGUGAGAAGGGUUUCUCAAAACAAUCCUAUCUUAAAGAACACUUGCUUUUACACGCUUGUGAGAUACCUUACCGGUGUAAGAAAAGUUAUCCGACUUCCAGAAAAUUAAAAGAUCAUCAGGCAAACUCGCAUAUAGAAAGGCCUUCUAUUUGUUCUGACUGUGGAAAGAGCUUUGCUCAACUACGCAGCCUUACUAGGCACCAGCAAAUACACACUGGGGAAAAGCCUCACCAGUGCCCCAUCUGUGAGAAGAGUUUCUACAGAAAAUCUAAUCUUCAACAACACUUGGCAGUACAUGCUGGCAAGAAACCUUACCAGUGCUCUCAUUGUGAGAAGAAUUUCUCAAGACAAUUACAACUUAAGAUACAUAUGUACUCACACACUGGAGAGCAAACUUACCACUGUGCCGAUUGUAAUUCAUUUUUCCUUUAUGCAUUACAAUUUAAGAGACACAUGCAAGAGCACACUGGAGAGAAGCCUCACCUCUGCUCUGACUGUGGUCUAACCUUUCAUAUAGAAGAGGACUUAAAAGCACAUGAAAGGAUUCACAGAGGAGAGAAGCCUCAUCACUGCUCUGACUGUGGGCGAAAUUUCUCCUCAGCAGGAUGCUUAAAUCAACACAAGCUCUUACAUCUGGGACAUAAAUCUUUCCAAUGUGAGCAAUGUGAUAAGAAGUUCUCAAGAUCAGUUCAGUUGAAAGUUCAUAUGUCAAGACAUACUGGAGAGAAACCAUAUCAAUGUUCUGAAUGUGAUAAAAGUUAUUGUCUUUCCAACCUCUUACAAAAACAUCAGAGUAUAACACACAGGGGAGAAAAACCUUACCUUUGCUCUGACUGUGGAAAGUGUUUUGGUUACCGACACCAACUCAUAGUCCACCAGCGAAUGCACACUGGGGAAAAGCCUUUUGUCUGCUCUGAGUGUGGAAAACAGUAUUCCAAUACAUGUGGCUUGAAAAUACAUCAGCGAACACAUACUGGAGAGAAACCGUACCAAUGUCCUGACUGUGAUCAAUGUUUCAUCAGGGUAGAUUCCCUUAAACACCAUCAAUCAUUGACGCAUACAGGGAAGUGGCCUUUCAACUGCAUUAUUUGUGGAAAAGGUUUUUCGUCUAGCUGUGAGCUAAAAGGCCACAUGCGCAGUCAUAGUGGCGAUAAGCCUUAUCAAUGCCCCGUCUGUGAGAAGCGUUUCACGCUCGCGGGAACAUGUCGAAAACACCAGAAAACUCACACCGUGAGAGAGAAACCUCAUGCCUGUACUGAAUGCGAAAAGAGUUUCGUAAAUGCACAAAGACUAAAGGUACAUAAGAGAGUACAUACUGGUGAGAAGCCAUACCACUGCUCUGACUGUGGGAAGAACUUCACUCAAUUGACAAGCUUAAAUAGGCACAAGGUCAAACAACACAAAAGGACAUAGAAGAAAGCCGACUGCCUCCCGAGUGGCGCGGUGGUCUAAGGCACUGCAGUGCUAGCUGUGCCACUAGAGAUUCUGUGUUCGAGUCCAGGCUCUGUCGCAGCCGGCCGCGACCGGGACACCCAUGGGGCGGCGCACAAUUUGGCCCAGCGUCGUCCGGGUUAGGGGAGGGUUUCACCGGCAGGGAUAUCCUUGUCCCAUCGCGCACUAGCGACUCCUGUGGCGGACCGGGCACAGUGCACACUGACACGAUCGCCUGGUGUACAGUGUUUCCUCCGACACAUUGGUGCGGCUGACUUCUGGUUUAUGUGGGCAUUGUGUCAAGAAGCAGUGCGGUUGGGUUGUGUUUCGUAGGAUGCAUGGCUCUCGACCUUCGCCUCUCCUGAGUCUGUACGGAUGAGACGACUGUAACUACCAAUUGGCUACUACAAAAAAGGGGGGGGAGAGACUGAACAUGGCCAAGGAAAAUAUCACUGUACUGCUACCAUCCUUCAGAAGGUAUUCCCACUCCUUGACCUUUUUCCACAUUUUGUGUUACAGCCUGAAUUUAAAAAUUGAUUAACUUGAGACUUUUUGACACUGGCUCCAUGUCAGUGGAAAUAUGUUUAGGGACAUUUUUACUUUCAUAAAACAUGAAAAGCUGAAAUGUCUUGAGUCAAUCAUAUUCAACCUUUUUUUUUAUGGCAAGUCUAAAUAAGUUCAGGAGGAAACAUGUGCUGAAGUUGCAUGGACUCACUUUGUGUGCAAUAAUAAUAGUGUUUAACAUGUUUUUGGAAUGACUACCUCAUCUCUCUACCCCACACAUACAAGUAUCUGUAAGGGCCCUUUGUCGAGCAGUGAAUUUCAAACCCAGAUUCAACUACGAAGACCUGGGAGGUUGAUCGAUGGGUUAAAAACAACAACAACAUGUUUGAUUCCUUUGAGCAUGGUGAAGUAUCAAUACAUCCAGGCAUUGGGUGUGGAAAAUAUAUUCAAUCCAUUUAAAAAAAUGUAGGCUUUAACAAAAUGUGGAAUAAGUCAUGGGUAUAUGAAUACUUUCUGAAAGUACUCAAUAUGGACUUCAACUUUUUUACCUUGUUUACAGUACCUUUGGUACUACCUAACCUGCACACCAACGAUGUUGUUUUGUAUGCUAUUGCUUCCACGGUUGACGAGGCUAUAUCUGAACUACAGGAAACUUUAUUGACCUGAAAUUAGUAUUGGAUGUAGCUAAAACAAAGUAUACUGUAUGUUCUAUAGAGUGCCUUCAAAUACUUCAUGAUUUAAAUCAUAUGUACUUUGGAUGGUGCCCAUAUUGAUUGUGUCUCUGCUUACAAAUAUUGGGGCAUCUGGAUAGAUAAAAAUCUCUUUCAAUAUAAAGCAUAUUGACGAUUAAGAAGCUGAGAAUAUAUUUUUUUAUAAGUAGGUCAUGCCUCUCACUAAAUAGUAGAAAGCUGAUCGUUCAGUCGAUGUUCCUACCGGUCCUAGACUAUGGCAACAUCUUCUAUAUGAACGCAGCUGCCACUUCAUUAAAGCCGUUAGAUGCAGUUUAUCAUAGUUGCUUUAUUACGGGUGACAGGUUUAGUACUCAUCACUGCGUUCUCUACCAGAAAGAUGGUUGGUCCUCUUUGCUGUCACAUAGGUUGAUGUAUUUCUGUGUUUUCAUUUGUAAAGUCCCAUUUUUUACAAAAAGUCCCACUGUACCAAACACAAUUACUAACCUUAAGACCUACAGAGUUACUAAACCCAGUCUCAGGGAUGGUUAACUCUGGGCAUUCCUUUGGUCUCUACAGCUUUCUGAUUUCUAUAUAUUUAAAAAAAAAUUGCACUGUGUUCUACAAAUAAUCUUCACGAUGUUAGAAAAUGUGAUUUAAAAUAAAAAAUGUCAUUCAUAAAGCUGUUUUUUUUUUAUUUUUUUUUUAAUUAAAAUUUUUUUGAGGACCUUUUUAUUACUGAUGAAUGUGUUUCUUUUAUGACCAUGUUUUUCUUUCUGCUUGCAUUCUGUUUUGUAUUUUCGUGUGUAUAUUCUGUAAUUCAGGGCUCAUCUGUAGAAGACACCUUGGUCUCAGUAUGACUACCUGAUUAAAAACAAAAUGUGUAGUUAGCAUGUGAAGGUAAGGUGAGUUAGUCAUCACAGUGAAGACACUGUAGUCUGCAUAAAAAGGAGAAUAUGUAAAGAUUAACUACGUGAUGUAACGACGAUUAACUCCAUGACGUAAGGAUAAGUUACAGGACUCAUUUUAUCUACAGCUCGAAUGUAUUCAGGCUAACCCCUUCAGAAUGCAGUCUUUUUUUAUUUUCUUCAACUGAUAAAGCUGAUUUGACUAAGCUAAGGCCAAGCUAAAUUUAUUUUCCACCUGACCUACUGCAACACUAAAGAAUGCAAAUAAAAUGUAGCUCUUAAAUGUA